This is a messenger RNA of Magallana angulata, 2452 nucleotides long. RefSeq lists its product as uncharacterized. Gene Ontology annotation, cellular component: extracellular region. The coding region runs from base 91 to 2322 and encodes 743 amino acids. Lineage: Eukaryota; Metazoa; Mollusca; Bivalvia; Ostreida; Ostreidae. The transcript has 10 exons. The record is from RefSeq and is a predicted model, not a curated record. Gene Ontology annotation, molecular function: chitin binding.
CAUAUCUAUCAGCUUUGGCUCAGGUUCCACUGAUUUAAAAAGGACUUUUUUCUCUCUGCCGUAUUCGGAAAAAAAGUAAAAGGAGACAGGAUGCGGACUCUAAUUCUAUGUGUGACGGUUGUAGGAAUUUUUGGACAGUUUACUGACAAAACGCGAACACCCGGCGAGAAGGGCUCGGCCGUGGUAGAAGCAGUAGUUAACCUUAUUAAAAAUUCUUGUAUCUUUCCGAAUGACCGAAUGUACCUAAGAAGAUUAGCCUAUGUAGAAACAAACGAUGGACUUGCUUUGAAUACGUACAGACCCGGGUACAAUGGUGGAAUCUGGCAGGUUGAUGAAGCCCAGUUUUUACUUACGAAGCAAACUGGAGUUCUUAGCAAUGAAAAACAGCAACUGAAGACCAUGGGGAUAGACUGGUCCAGGGUGACAUGGCAAGAUCUCAGAAAACCCCUGUUCUCUGGUAUAGCGGCAGCUAUGUACGCUACAAUUCAAUCUGGAGCCGGAGGAGUUCCGAACGGCAUCGAAUACCAGGCCGUCUUCUGGAAAAACACGACCAGACCAUUACAGGAAGUUAAUGUGUUCUACAAAGGAGCACAAAAACUGGAGACUGGCUGCUCCCAGAAGAACAAUCUUGAUAUUGCCUUCAUUGUGGACUCCUCAGCCUCGUUAUCAAGCCAGGAUUUUGAAGACACAAAAAUGUUCAUCAGAAGCGUUUUAGGCAAAUUUGAUAUUGGUCUUAACAAAACUAGAGUUGCUCUUAUAAAAUACAGUACUUCUGUUACCGAGGAAUUCAAACUGAAUACCUUCGAUUCGAAUGCUGCCACAGACAAAGCCGUGGAGGCUGUGCGCUUCAAUGGCGGCGGCACCAAAACUGAUGCAGCGAUUCAGUACGCUGUGGACAACAUCUUCCCGAUAUCUGACGGCGGUCGGCUUGGCUCAGUGAAGGUCAUCAUAUUGAUCACUGACGGUAGAUCAGAGAACAAGCUGAAAACCCUGGCCGCCGCAGUGAACGCCAAGAACAGCGGGAUCAACAUCUACACAAUAGGCGUUACACCUCUGGUCGAUUCGACAGAACUGAAUGGUGUGGCGAGUCAGCCGACCUGUACCCAUGUAGAACUCCUUAACAACUUCAAUGACCUCGACUCCCUGAAAUCCGAAAUUGAACAAGUUUCAUGCACAGCUCCUGUUGUUCUUACGCAAAACCCCACUGCGUACACCUUCCCGUGCGGUUCCCCACUGAAUGUACAAGUAUUCCCCAACGUCCAGGAUGGUUCAACAGUCAAAGUGACAGUGACAGAGGGGACUGUGACAAUCUAUGGGUCUACCAAUACUCAGGCCAGUUCUGUCUUCAAUGAGUUCCAGCGAUUGGCCGCCAUUAACAGGUCUAUGUCAUUCUACAUCAAGGGAAAGAACGCCAUUUCUCUGUCAUUUGUCAGCAAUUUGCCGACUUCCUGCAAAUCCAACUUUCAGGUGAAAGUUACACAAGGAGCAAAUCUUACACCAGACAGUCAAGCUCUUUGUAUUGAAAACAGCAUCGUCAAGAACUGCUCUACCACAACUCUGUUCCACAGUCCAUUUCUCAUCAUGGCACCAGUCCCCGGGUUUAACAGUCCCUGUUCCUCCCUGAUCGGACAUGUUCAGAUCUUUCCCUACAGACCAAUCAACGACCGCUUCAUUUACUGCGACGACAAAGGCAAUGCGUUUGUUGUUCACUGUCCACUAGAUUUCGUCUAUAUCGCAUCUUAUCAGACCUGUGUGCCAGGAUCGCUGUACGUAGCAACCACAACCACAACUACCACCCCUGUGGUCACUCAGAGCACUGCCAGGACCACCAGACCAACCCCACCCACCACCACUGCCGCCCCAGUCACAAUCAGUCCAAGCCCCAGCCCCGGCACCGUUCAGAACCCCUGUACCCCCGAAAACAUCAUCAACAAUCACAUGUUCUUCCCUUAUCCCGGUAACAAUCAAGCUUACAUCGAAUGUUACAACUUGCCCUAUGUUGCAUCCGUCAAGCUGUGUCCAGAGCAUCACUACUGGUCGCAGAAAUACCUCACCUGUUUGUACAGUGACGUGGUGAUUCUGAACCCUACCCCAACCACCGAAUCUUACCACACUAACGCCGCCAAUCCCUGUAAUUCCCUGCCCAACGUUUAUUUCUACGCCAUCCCUAACGAGCCUACCAAGUAUAUCCAUUGCGACGAUUUUGGUGAUGCAUUUGAGAAAACGUGUCCGGACAAUAAAGUGUGGAACGAGGACGUGUUGCAGUGUGUGCCCCGGGGACUUGUCAUAUACGACACUGCUAAACCCCCGGUCGUCGGGUAGUUCUUGUGUACAAGUAGCAAAACGAAUUAUUGUAACAAGAUUCGAUUGUCCAUUUGCCUUAAUUAGCACAAAAUCAAUUUUUUUGCUUUUUUAUACAUUUAUGUAAUUUUUAAUUAAAUUUCCAAAUUAU